CGCACCCGAUGCCGGCGUCUACUUACUUGGGCCGCGUGCAGUAGCGUUUGGAGCCCCCAUUCCCCACGCCAGGGGCCCUAACGGCCCCACUGGUCAAAACCCCGAAAACAAAGGGAUGUGCAAUAUCUAGUAUUGUUGGAUCUGUAAUAAGUGAUGGAAGAAAGGUAUUUUUAAGAUCCACGUGUAUUACUUUUGUAUAGUUGUCAUACAUUUAAUACAAUGUCUAUACCGAAUUUAGCAAGUUUUGAGAAAAGAGCAGCCUUAGCGGAAGAGGAAAUAGCUUUUUUGAAAAAAGCAAUCGAGUUUCUACAACAAAAUAUUACAACUAAUAACUCUAAAAUACAUGGUGUAUCCAAAGAUGAAUACAUAAAGCUGGAGCAAGAAAAUGUAAAAUUAAAACACAGAAUUGCCAUCCUAAUAAGGACUGUUGAAGCUGAAAGGACAAAAGCACAAUACCAGGUGAUGACAAUGGCUGAAAAUAAAGUAAUCAGUAUAUGUGAUACAUUGUUUGUAUUGUUUAAAAAUGCAAUUACUGCUGCAUAUCCAGAUGUUACUGAUCCUCCAGUAGUGAUAACAUCUAGUAAUAAUGUAAAAUUUGGAGAUUACCAAUGUAAUAGUGCUUUGCCUCUUAGCAAACAACUCAGUAGUACUGGAAUUGAAACAAAACCUAUGGAAGUUGCUAACAAUAUUGUAUCAAAAGUAGAAGAAUCAUUCUUAGUAUCUAAAUUAGAAGUUGCUGGUGCAGGUUUCAUAAAUAUAUAUUUGAAAAAAGAAUUUGCACAAAAGACUUUGAAUAAUUUAAUAAAAAAUGGGAAAGCAUUCCCACCAUAUACAAAGAAACAAAGAGUUAUAGUAGACUUUUCUAGUCCCAAUAUUGCUAAAGAAAUGCAUGUUGGACAUCUAAGAUCUACUAUAAUUGGUGAGAGUAUUGCAAGACUGUUAGAGUUUUUAGGACAUGAUGUGUUAAGAAUAAAUCAUGUUGGUGACUGGGGCACCCAAUUUGGAAUGUUAAUAGCUCAUCUUCAAGACAGAUUUCCUGACUAUUUAACAGUAUCACCACCUAUUACGGAUCUUCAAAGCUUUUAUAAAGAGUCGAAGAAAAGAUUCGACGAAGAUGAAGAGUUUAAAAAACGCGCUUAUAACUGUGUUGUGAAAUUACAAGCAUUUGAUCCGGAAAUGAUAAAAGCAUGGCAGUUGAUCUGUGAUGUCUCUAGAAAAGAAUUUGAAAAGGUGUAUGUUCGUUUGGACGUAAGUUUGAUAGAAAGAGGAGAAUCUUUUUAUCAGAAACGUAUGGAAAGUAUAGUCAAAGAAUUAGAAUCGAAGGGACUAUUAGAAGAAGACGAAGGGCGGAAAGUAAUGUGGGGUAAACGCGACGAAAUACCUUUGACUAUCAUAAAAUCUGAUGGUGGAUUUACAUAUGAUACAUCAGAUAUGGCGGCUAUUAAACAACGUUUGGAAGAAGAAAAAGCUGACUGGAUAAUAUAUGUAACAGAUGCUGGACAGUCUAUGCAUUUUCAAGUUUUAAAAAGUUGUGCAGAACGAGCAGGAAUUUUAAAAAGAUGGCACAGAGUGGACCAUGUUGGAUUUGGCGUGGUCCUUGGUAAAGAUAAAAAGAAAUUUAAGACCAGAUCUGGUGAUACAGUAAAAUUAACUGAUCUGUUAGAUGAAGGUUUGAAGAGAGCACUUCAGAAAUUAAAAGAGAAAGAACGUGACAAGGUACUGACGGAAGAGGAAUUGAAAACUGCUCAGGAAUCUAUCGCUUAUGGAUGUAUAAAAUAUGCAGAUUUAUCACACAAUAGAAAUCACGAAUAUGUAUUUUCUUUUGAUAAAAUGCUCGAAGAUAAAGGCAAUACAGCAGUAUACUUGUUAUAUGCUUUAACAAGGAUACGCUCUAUUGCAAGAGCAGCUGAUAUCACGCAAGAAAAAUUACAAGAAAUGGCAGAGAGUACUGAAAUUUCAUUAGACCACGAAAAAGAAUGGAAAUUGGCGAAAGUAUUAAUUAAGUUUCCCGAUAUAUUAAUUAAAAUUACAAAAGAUUUGUACCUACAUCAAUUAUGCGAGUACUGUUACGAAAUAUCAUGCGCGUUUACAGAAUUUUAUGAUAACUGUUAUUGUGUUGAAAAGAACGAACUAGGAGAAAUAAUAAAGAUAAAUGUAGGACGUAUAUUAUUGACAGAAGCCACUGCAAUUAUAAUGGAAACGUGUUUUUCCAUACUGGGUUUGAAACCAGUCGCGCGUAUGUAAGAAUACUUAUGUAAACGCACUAUAUAAUAUAAUAAAACUUUAUAAAGAA
This is a messenger RNA of Osmia lignaria (orchard mason bee), 2293 nucleotides long. RefSeq names its product arginine--tRNA ligase-like protein (gene ArgRS). Gene Ontology annotation, molecular function: arginine-tRNA ligase activity; ATP binding. The record is from RefSeq and is a predicted model, not a curated record. Gene Ontology annotation, biological process: arginyl-tRNA aminoacylation. Lineage: Eukaryota; Metazoa; Arthropoda; Insecta; Hymenoptera; Megachilidae. Gene Ontology annotation, cellular component: cytoplasm.